Molecule: messenger RNA, 999 nt
Organism: Heterobasidion irregulare TC 32-1
Lineage: Eukaryota; Fungi; Basidiomycota; Agaricomycetes; Russulales; Bondarzewiaceae
Exons: 3
Biological process (GO): lipid metabolic process
Molecular function (GO): phosphoric diester hydrolase activity
Source: RefSeq, a predicted model, not a curated record
AUCUUGCUUUUCGAGAAACGCAAUCUUGCGGCAUUUCUGUCACAAGUGCCAGACAGGACACCCCUACACUCCCUUAGUCUCCCUGGUGCUAUGGCUUUCUACGGUUGGCCUGUCAGCCAGUGUCAGUCUACUGAUACCCCUUUGCUUGUUCAACUUGUCUCUGGCAUCCGAAUGCUUGAUAUUCGUCUCUCUUUGAUCAAAGGGAAACUCUUAUCCUACCACAGCACAUAUCCUCAGCGCACGCCCUUCCUGAAGAUUCUAUCUGACCUGCAUGCGUUCCUCACAUCGCCCAUAUCAUCCCGCGAAACACUCGUUGUGUCGAUCAAACAGGAAAACUAUGCGGACGUCGGUGCAAUCGAAUUCUCUAUGGCAGUGAGGAGAGAUAUCCUUCAAGGUCCAGGCGGUUUGGAUAUGUGGUUUCUCGAAAACCGUAUUCCGAGGCUGGGGGAGGUCAGAGGACGAGCGAUUAUGUUUAGCCGGUUUGGCGCGGACGGGACAGGUUGGGAUCGCGGGUUAGAAGGCAUGGGAAUUCACCCGACGCGUUGGCCCGAUAGCGCGAAAGAGGGUUUUACCUGGGAGCUGAAGGGGACCCUAGUGAGGACGCAUGAUUGGUACCACAUCCCUUCUUUCCUGUCGAUACCCGAAAAGGUCGAUCUUUCAACAAGCAUGCUGAUGCCUUCUGCAAACAAUAUAUCCACUCCCGUACUGUCCAUAACUUACUUCUCCGCCUCGUCCUUCCCGUUCGCCACUCCGACUGUCGUGUCCACGGGCUUCGGAUGGCCACGCUUCGGGUUCGGCGUCGAAGGCGUGAACAGCAGAGUGGCGCGGAGGCUGCUAGAUGCGCUCAGCGAGACUGUCGACAGGAGGGCGGACUUAGGCGAGGGGCCGAGGAUCAGAGCGUGGACGCUGAUGGAUUUCUUUCUGGAGCCGGGCGAUGCUGGUGUAGUUCCGCUGUUAGUGGAAUGCAACUUUAGGGGGCGUGCGGGAGAGAGAUUUUGA